Messenger RNA from Fusarium sp. VM40, 1704 nucleotides. The record is from the annotation of a GenBank genome assembly. Lineage: Eukaryota; Fungi; Ascomycota; Sordariomycetes; Hypocreales; Nectriaceae.
AUGGACAACUUGGAAGGAAUGCUUAUGGUGCCUCCCGAACGAGGCCCAAUUCUUGGUAAAGCUGUUUGGAAGCAUAAACAGUUGCGAUAUGUUGUCGUCGGAAGACGUGCCACCAGAAUUGGCCCUAGUCAAUCGCAGUCAAUAUCUAACGGUCGUAAUAACAGCCUCGGGGGCAGCAGAUCUUUCCCCAAACUGCCUAUAGAGGAAGCCUGUAUAUUCAUUUACAAACAUAAGGACGACACCGAGCCUAGCCAGCAAUGGCUAUUGAGCACUAUUACGGACUGCCAGGUACAACAAAUCACACAUCGCAAACAGGGUCCUGUUCUUCCUACUCUUGUGGUAUCUAUUGCCGAUAAAGAGAAGAAGAGACGUUCAAGUCGGGCUGCCGGUUUUAUCUCUUCGAGCAAAGAUGCAAACGCAACGACUCUAUGGUUUCGCACACCCUCAGACGAUCAUCAUUUAAGUUUACACGAAUGGGCGCGCAACAUUCUUUCCAGGAAGUCUCCUAUGAGCCCAGCAGAAAGCCCAAUGUCGCCCCAAUUCUCCAAUCCGUUUUCGUCCAUGUCUCGCGAUGCCUCCGAUUACUUCUCCCGCCCCAGUAGUGGCCACCGAUCCGGCCGCUCUGAUCCACGAAGUCUUCAGCAUAAGAGUUCUGUGACUACUCAAUCGACAGCCACCACCACCACCACUACUAGAGAGCGACCCCUCACAUUCAGUUCCGAAUCACCCAGUUUAAGAUCGAAGCGAAGCGACAUUUCUUCUCCCUCAAGUAAUAAUUAUCCGAUUCAGCAAAUGAACUUCCCGAUUCCCGGCCAGCACUACACCACAGUCCUUCCAAGUGAUCUGCCAUCUCCUGUCAACACCACGAGUGAUUAUCGAGGGGAAUUCAUCGAAGGCUGGACCUCUGCCCAGGGAAGAGCAUCUACGAUGAGCUCACCAAUUCGAGGUCGUGGCAGUAUCAGCUCUCAGCCUCCACAUCCCUCCAUCGCUGGAAUAGAAUCGAGCUCUCCCCCUGGGCCUCGCGAGACCAUUCUAGACAGAGCGUUCCAGAUGCGCUGCAUUCCUGGAUCGGAGAAAGAGGUUCCUGGUGAAGAGAAGCUGAGCUCUUUAGCUCGGUUUGAUGCAUUGAUGCGAGAAGCUGAUGGCAAGAUAAAGCUGAAGGAAGAAGCUGAGCGAGCUCAACAGUUGGCGAUGCGUAGUGCUUUCGAGGCGUCUGAGAGUUCCAGCGAAGAUGACGAUAGUGAUUCUGAUGAUUCCGAUGAGGGUGCAUAUGGCCGUAUUCCCGAUCGACGAGGGCCAGCCUUAAUACCCCCAACAACACAACGGGCUCUGCAGUUUAUUGCUGAUCGUGGUGACCCAGCACCAUUGUCACCCUCCAGUCGUUCUUCAGUAUCCAGGACCCCAAUACCACAACAGACUCCGCCCAUCCGACCACAUACUGCGCACGCAAAGAUCCGGCCAAGUCCUUCACCAAGGACAAAUAGUACCCCCCAGUUGAUUGCCAGCAUGGCUAAGCUGGAAAUGACAGCACCCAACAGUAAGGUGUCUGAUGAUUCCUCUGUGCGGUUGAGUGCAGACAAGCGUCUGUCCACCUCGAGCACUGCUACGAAAAGGUUGAGUUUUACCGAGUUUACCAAAAGAUUAUCGAGCACCAGCAGCUUACUGUUCGUCCAGACGAACGCUAGUGGGGGGAGUUCCCGGUGA